This is a messenger RNA of Athalia rosae (coleseed sawfly), 8675 nucleotides long. RefSeq names its product transient receptor potential cation channel trpm (gene Trpm). Gene Ontology annotation, biological process: protein tetramerization; monoatomic cation transmembrane transport. Gene Ontology annotation, cellular component: membrane. Lineage: Eukaryota; Metazoa; Arthropoda; Insecta; Hymenoptera; Athaliidae. The coding region runs from base 439 to 5487 and encodes 1682 amino acids. Gene Ontology annotation, molecular function: monoatomic cation channel activity. The record is from RefSeq and is a predicted model, not a curated record. The transcript is spliced from 21 exons.
UGCUUCUAUAGUCGGAAUUCGGAUGUUGCAGACGAUGAUGAAUGUUUGAAGGUGGUUCAAAUUUUGAAUAACUUUAGUAACUUUCAAUAUGGUAUUUGAAUUUAAGCAUCGCACAUUCUCCGCAAGGUAUUUGCUACAAGGCAUUGAUUUCAUAGUUUCACUCCAACCUCGUAUCAGCAACAAUACCAGAGAUAUUUGCUUCCCUAGAAUUACAGCACCGUGAAUAGUUGGUCAAAUAUAUUUGCUAUGAAUGUGAUCACAUAAAAGCUGGGAUCUGUGAAUCAAUCACCUCUGGCCAGUUCUUAUUCCAUCAUCUGAGAUACAAAAAACUCACCAUUCCGUUUCCAGGGAUGAUCGACAAGAACAAGCCAAUCCGAGUAUUUAUGGACCACUUAGGCUUAAUGUGAGUGUGAAAAUCCUACCACAUCUUUCAUCAAGAUGGCUAUCGGGAAUGUGAUUUGUGGCGCAAACACUCCAAAAGUGAAACGAAAGAAGGUCAAGACAACGGCACGGAGUUGGAUAGAAGCUACUUUCCAGAAGAGAGAAUGUGCCAAAUUUAUUCCUAGUCCACGAGAUGAACAUAGGUUGAAAGAGGUAGAAGGCGAUAAGGAUGCCCAGUAUGACGUUAUCACAACAUCCAGAUGCUGCUGCGGCCAUUCUUUUACUUUUCAUUGUGGGACCGGAGCAGAUGUACAAACUUGUUCCACUGCUACCUCUGGCGAACAGAAAGCUGAUAUCGAGCGUGAGAUAUGGACUCCAGGCAAAAACACCAGAGCUAGUGCAACCGACGCGUAUGGCACUAUAGAAUUUCAGGGCGGACCUCAUCCCACCAAAGCUCAGUAUGUGAGGCUAGCUCAUGACACACGACCUGAACCAAUAGUACAAUUAUUGAGGCAUGAAUGGAAUCUGGAUUUACCAAAGCUUCUGAUUACUGUUCAUGGCGGUAGAUCGAAUUUCGAAUUACAGCCAAGUUUGAAAAAAAUCUUGAGAAAGGGCCUUUUAAAAGCAGCAAAAACCACUGGUGCCUGGAUCUUCACGGGGGGCACAAAUACUGGUGUGACUCGUCAGGUUGGUGAUGCACUACUUUUGGAGCGUUCCCAACGGCAAGGGAGAGUUGUCAGCAUUGGUAUAGCGCCUUGGGGUAUCCUUGAAAAUGCCCAUGAACUAGUUGGCAGAGGUCGUGAUGUACCCUAUCAUUCCAUCGCAUCUCCAAGAUCAAAAUACGCGGUUCUGAACAGCAGACAUGCCUAUUUUCUUUUAGUCGAUAAUGGAACCGGAGGAAGAUACGGAGCUGAAAUUAUGCUCAGAAGAAAAUUGGAAAAGUACAUAUCCAAUCAGAAACUGCAUCCAUAUACGCACAGUAGUAUUCCAGUUGUUGCACUGGUCAUUGAGGGAGGAACCAAUACGAUCCGAGCAGUUCUUGAAUAUGUUACAGAUGAUCCCCCAGUUCCUGUCGUUGUAUGCGAUGGUUCUGGACGCGCAGCUGAUCUUAUUGCUUUUAUGCACAAGUAUGCGACAGAGAGCACCACGGGUGAAAAAGAAGGUGAAGGUCUAUUGGAAGGGAUGCGGGAGCAUCUUUUGGGUACAAUUCGUCGUACCUUUGAAGUAUCUGUCGAACAGGCAGAGCAGCUUUACUCUGAGCUAUUACAGUGCACACGCAACAAGAAUCUCAUAACAGUAUUUAGAAUAACGCAAGAUCGGCCUCAAGAACUGGAUCAAACUAUUCUCACGGCUUUGUUCAAAUCUCAGCAGCUAUCACCAGCGGAACAAUUAUCUUUAGCUUUAACUUGGAACAGAGUAGACAUAGCUCGUAGUGAAAUAUUUGUUUAUGGACAAGAGUGGCCUCCAGGCGCUCUCGAGCAAUCUAUGAUGCAGGCUCUACAGCAUGACCGUAUUGAUUUCGUCAAGCUGUUGUUGGAAAAUGGGGUGUCCAUGCGUAAAUUUCUCUCUAUUCCCCGUCUUGAAGAUCUAUAUAACACCAAAGAGGGACCAUCGAAUACACUUGGCUAUAUAUUGCGAGACGUCAGACCCCACAUACCACGUGGCUAUGUGUAUACCUUACAUGAUAUUGGUCUUGUGAUUAAUAAAUUAAUGGGUGGUGCUUAUCGUGCUCAAUAUACACGCAGAAAGUUCAGAGCAAUUUAUUCGAGGGUGAUGAAAAAGUCAGCGGGACAUGCACACCAUGCUCACGCCCACAGGACUAUGUCUAACGCAGCCUUUGCAGGGCGUUGCUACUCUGUUAGCGGAGCUGCUGGAAAAAAUGAUAGUUUGACCAUGAGUCUAUUAGCUGAGACUCUACCUGGUGACCGAGAUACUCCGUUGUUCGAUUAUCCUUUCAACGAAUUACUAAUUUGGGCUGUUUUAACUAAACGUCAGCAAAUGGCGCUCCUAAUGUGGCAACAUGGAGAGGAAGCCUUGGCAAAGGCCCUUGUCGCUCUAAAACUUUAUAAGGCAAUGGCGCAUGAAGCUGCUGAAGACGAUCUUGAAACAGAGGUGUAUGAUGAAUUGCGUGGAUAUGGAAAGGAAUUUGAGAAUAUCGCCGUAGAGCUUCUGGAUUUUUGUUACCGACAAGACGAUGAUCAAACACAACAGUUGCUAACGUCCGAGCUUCAGAAUUGGUCAGGUCAGACGUGUUUGUCGCUUGCCGUUACCGCCAAUCAUCGUCCUCUCCUUGCGCAUCCUUGCAGUCAGAUAAUUCUUGCAGACCUCUGGAUGGGUGGGCUACGAACUCGUAAAAAUACGAAUCUUAAGGUGAUACUUGGCUUGUUGUGUCCACCUUACAUUACAAGACUCGAAUUUAAAAGUCGAGAGGAGCUACAGUUGAUGCCACAGACACAAGAGGAGCAUUUGAUCGCUCUUGAAGAUGAGGAUGAAGAUAGCGAUUAUGAACAGGGACUCACGCCAACCAUGCCGCAGACGCAAGUUCAAGUACAUCCAGAAGUUGAGAAACGUCCGCGUAGCAGCUUGAGCAUUCGCAGCAAAUCCUCUUGCAGCCAGCAAGGGAUCAAGGCCUUGAUUUCAAACGAAAACGGAACUGUCACCGUAAAAGAAACUAUCGUCCAAGAGAACGGAAAAGUUAUGACUGAUCACGAGGAUUAUAUUCAUAGAUUUGUUCACUCACCUCCUGAAUAUUACGAUAUUAAAACAAAUCGACCACUACGCCUCAAGAAAAAGUUAUACGAAUUUUACACUGCUCCAAUUACCAAGUUCUGGGCAAGCUCGAUCGCGUAUAUAGUUUUCUUGGUGCUAUUUUCUUACUGUAUUCUUGUGCGAAUGAGCCACACACCUUCUUGGGCAGAGAUUUAUUCUAUUGCUUACAUUUGUACACUUGGCUGUGAAAAAAUACGUGAAAUUGUAUCAUCGGAACCAGCGACUUUGUCUCACAAAUUCAGUGUGUGGGCUUGGAACAUGUGGAAUCCCUGCGACGCAGCUGCCAUUCUAUUUUUUCAAAUUGGACUUAUUCUACGGCUACGACUUUCCUCUAUGGAAACAGGCCGCGUUAUCUACUGUGUAGAUUGCAUAUACUGGUACCUGCGAAUACUUAAUAUUCUCGGCGUCAACAAGUACUUAGGUCCUCUGGUAACAAUGAUGGGAAAGAUGGUGAAAAACAUGAUUUAUUUUGUUGUGCUAUUGCUAGUUGUUCUUAUGAGUUUUGGCGUAGCUAGACAAGCUAUUCUUUUCCCGAACAGUGAACCAAAGUGGCGGAUUUUGCGAGACAUAUUCAUCGAACCGUAUUUCAUGCUUUACGGAGAGGUUUAUGCCGACAAUAUUGAUCCGGAUUGUGGAGAUGAACCAGGAAUGAUACCGUGCUUACCGGGUCGCUGGAUAACACCGCUUGCUAUGUCGGUCUACCUGUUAGUUGCGAAUAUACUUUUGAUAAACCUCCUGAUCGCUGUGUUCAACAACAUUUUCAACGAAGUAAACGCUGUCGCACAUCAAGUUUGGAUGUUUCAACGUUUUACAGUUGUCAUGGAAUAUGAACAGAAGCCAGUACUCCCGCCGCCAUUAAUUAUCGUUUCGCACAUUUAUUUAUUGAUCAAGUACAUCAUACGAUAUAUACGACAAGGUGAGAUGCGAUCGACGGAAGCAUACGAUAAUGGGCUGAAACUCUUCCUGGAGGCUGACGAUAUGGAGCGAUUGUAUGAUUUUGAGGAGGAAUGUGUGGAGGGAUAUUUCAGGGAGCAAGAACUCAAACUUCAGAUGUCGACGGAUGAGCGUGUCAAAGUAACGACGGAGCGAGUCGAGAACAUGCAUCAGAAGAUCGAAGAUAUUAACAAAAAGGAAAACAAUCAAAACGCUUCAUUGCAGGCGGUCGAAUUCCGAAUUCGUAAGUUGGAGGAAUUGAAUGAACAGACAUUGGCCCAUUUAGGCGUCAUUCAUCGUUUUAUGGCAACACAUACGUCGCAUGUAGAUCUUUUGAGGAUAGACGGUAAUAUGGAACAGCGUACGAGGCGAGUGUCGGAACGGUCAGAACCAACGUCUGAGUCGGAUCUGCACGUGCAAUCACCUCUGCUCAUCCCUCGGCGAAAGAAACUUCUAAGAUCGCUAACGGACGCGGCAUUUUUUCCUACAACCACACCGAUAGAAGAUGAAGUACCGCUGCGAGCGACGGUGCUUAGUUCGGUGGAUAAUCUUAGCAAAAACGAUUCAUCGCUCAGUGGGGAUCGACCAGUUUGUCGUCAAGAUUCCAAAACAUCGGAAAGUCACGCGAGCCAUUUCAGCGUCGAUGAUAAAACUGAAAACGAAAUCGAAGAACAUGAUGAAAGAGCUGAGAGUGUAGAUGUUACUUUGAUGCCUUCUGAAGCCAGGCGAGAUUCGUCUGGGCAUCCUCCGUCCGUCAAGCAAUCAAGUCGUACGCUUUCGGAGCCAGACAAUUUUCUCGCACCUCCAGCUUCCGGGGGGCAGAGAGGUGUGACUUGGGCAGAACCCCGAGUUGCCGUGAUACCUAAUAACGCCGGAAACAACAACGCUUCUUCUAAUCCGAGGUCCGUUCUUCUCAACAUGCGGGCUGAGUACACGAGUAUAACAGACGAACUUGAAACUUACUGCGGUUUGCUGAGCCCUCCGAGAACUCCUCCGGUCUCACCGCCUCCGCGUCGUGGAAGGUAUGCUUCAGAAAUGUCGAAUCCUGAGAUGGCACUUCACAUUGAAAAAGAGCACUUGCGCGAUGCUGAAGAUUGCGAUUAUCAACUUAUGGAGGGUCUGAUACAUCGACGGUAUAUGAACGAGUCUGAUAUGCCGGAGGAUACCGACGCAGCCGGGCUUGACGACGGAGCUUUUUUUCUUACGGUACACAGCGAAAGACGACCACUUAGGAGAGCAUCCGCGGUCGAAGAUGAAACUUUCAGGUCACGGCCUACCAUCAGCGUUACUAGAGAAAUCGAACAGACUUUAGCUCGACCGCCUCUAAGGGACAACGAAAUUGGUGCGCCCGUUGAUGACGGUCUUAACACCGGCCCAGCACCAGCCUCGGAGACUAUGUGCUGAUUCAUAUUAGAUCGUAUACCGGAUAACUUAUUCGGAAGUUUUGACUUGAAGUUGUUGACUCGUAUUUAAUUAUGGAAUCUCAAAUAUCAUAGGGUCAUAUUAUGUCAUAUCAAUGGCUGAUAACGGUCUGCAUUAUUAGCUUCUUUAUUCCGAUCUUUUAGCUGGAAUUUACAGCCCGUCGAUUUUCUUUUGGUUUUCAAAUCGGGCAACAGCUUCCAUUAAAUUUUAUUCGGUAUCUCAUCAGAUUCCUUACCGCGUCGAAUAUCAGGUUUCAUUGACCAAAGAUUUCUGUGGCAAUGCGGGAAAUCCGGGAGGGGCGUAGUCAGGAGAGUUAUCAUUAGACUUAAGAUGUUUUACACGAAAAAAUUGAUAUUCAAAAAAUGAUGCCUGUAUCGCAAUAUUUGUAUGCAUGACACAGAUCUCAGCGAGAAACGUUUAGUUGAAAGUUGCCUGUGGUACAUCUUGAGACGUAAUCCAUCAACCGACUAUCAUGAAUGGUUUUUGGUCGAUUUAGCUCACAUACAAAACGAUAGCUUCUAACAAUAAAAAAUUAUGUUGGUAAUUAUCUUCUAACAAAAUAUUCCUCGUACGUAGGAGCGGCAGUAACGGUGGCAACAGCAGCAACGGCGGGAGCUUUUGUAAGAAAUAAGUAAUUACAGGCGUUGGUUGCCAUAUCUCAUCGCUUUCAGGUAUAGAAUAAUUAAUUAAAUACGUAUACCGCUUUUAGAGAUUUUACCCUAAUAUUUUAUCAGAGCUUAAUAGCGAAUAGUGAAUUUUGCCGAAGAUUUGAUUAUUGUGGAAUUUUUAAUCAGUUUUUAAUAAUCAUAAUUUGUAGGUAUAUGUAUAUACAUAGAUAAAUUGAUUAACUUACAUGCACAUUACAUGUAUGUACGUUAUACUUUUUCAUAGUAAUAAUUAACAAUUAACAUCGUGUGUUGAAACUACUGUGUGUGUUUUCUAAUUACGUACAUAUGUAUACAUAUGUUUAACAAUUUUCAAAGCUUUGUGAUCGAGAAUUUUUUCAUUCAAACUUUCAACGCACCAAAAGCGUAUAAUUAUGUACGUACACACUAUAAUAAUUGCUCAAAAAAAUUCCUAUAAAAUUCGUAUUUUUAAAAUUAUGUAUUGAAUUGAAUCUUCCUCACGUACACCAACUUCAAACAAGUGCAACGAUCGCUGUAAACUAAUUAUAUACACAUACAAGAGUUAUAUAUAUGUACAUAUAUAACGUUAUUUUAAACAAUUUACAUGAUUUGUUGAUUAAAAUUUAUUGCAGCCAGUGAUUUUCUGAGCUGCUGUACAUAGAUUUCUAGGUUUUUUCAAAUCGAUGGCUCAUAUUUUUAUGCUGGGUGAGAUAACGCGUAAUUAUUCAAAGAAAUUGGGAUUCUGGCAAUAUUACUCCAGAGCUUCACUUGACUCAAUUUCACAAGCUGCUCCAAUCUAGAAUCGUACCGUUUAUUGAAUAGUUUUGUACACAACGCCAACCAUAGGACGCACGAUCGCUAAACUAGUCACUAUAUACAAGCAAUUAUACAUAUACUCGCGAAUUGUUAUUGAGUAAUUAUGAACCAUCACGUAAGUGUAUGGGGAUAUACUUAUACGUGUAUUGAUAUACAAAGUUAUAGUGAAAUAAUAAUUCACUCAUGAACAUUCUACGCAUGGGUAUUUUGCAACUGCAAUUGUUACCAAUUAAUACAGUUAUACCUCGUGUCGCAAUAAUUCCACUAAUAGUAUAUAAUUAUACAUAAAUGGCAGACUAUAUACAUGUUGAAUACGAUAUAGAUGUAUUUUUCGCGACUUCAUGUUACUGUAUAUUCUCAAAUCAUUGUUUAAUUUUCAGUCGUUUUUUUUUCUUACUAAUUUCUCUGAAAAUGUGAUAAAAAAAAAGCACAAAAAUUUUGCUGUUCGUAUUACUGGCAUCUUUACGAUCAGUCCGCGUUCCUUCAGCACUGCGAUAGAUAUAGUGAAUAAUUUGUAUUGCUGGUAUACGAGUGAUUGAAGAAAGCGAGACAAUAAUAUCCACGUAUUCGAAUAUAUUUUCUUAUCUCUUAGUUGAAAAUAUUUUUCUUUAUAAUAAAUAAUUACGCCAUCAUGUGUAUUGAACAGUUGUUACAAAAAAUUUCACGAGGAUGAAUGAAACUUGGAUGGAAAAAAUAGUAUGAGCAUUUCAGCACAAACCGAUUAUAGUCGUUUUGAAUUCAAACAUGUUUGUACGGUGGCUUUACAAUUUUCGGUGUAAAUCUUCCUCUAAUGUUCACCGAUACAUUCAUUCGUAUUGACGAAAUAUUCAGUAUGAUAAUUUCUAGACAAUUACUUAUCAUGCAUUACGUGCUUAUUGAAUUAACGUGAGUAUGAUGAUUAGGUAAAUAAUUGCCCAUAGCCCUUCUAGCAUCUAGUGGUAUUAGUACAAUUUCUAAAAUUCUUCCGGACAGACUGACUUGAACGUAAACAUAUUGUCUACCACGUGUUGCGUCUUACCAGCUAGCGAAUGUAAAUUCUACUGCCUCGAUGUCACGGAAUUAGGUAACAUAAUUACAUGUACAUCACAUGUGUCCGUAUGAACCGUAAAUCAGGUGACGGAAUACGGUUUUAUGCAGAUUGUUAUAUCACGAGCUGUAAGAUAUUGUUAGAAUACAAUUAAUUGACGAAGUCACAUCCCUGAUUUAUAUAUCGACAUAUCAUUUUAUAUGUAAGGAUGUGCAGUUAAACAAAACAAAGAAAUAUUAAUCAAAUCUCUGAGGUACAACUCGAUAUUCCUCGUUAGUUUUUUGCUGAGUGGGAAUGAUUUAUUUUUAUAUAAUACGCAACAACAUAUCAGUACACAUUCAAAUUUUCCGAUAUCUAGUAUACUAUAGCCCACAUUAUUCAAUCAUGACAUCACGAAAGCGAAGACUUCAAUUUACACGGCAGCCGGUACCUAUUUAAUUUUCUUAUCCAUAUGUAAAUUAGAAAAAAAAAACUUUCUUCUCCCUCAGCUCUACCUCGGAACUUUAGAGGCUCUAAAUGACUCGUCAGAAUUUGUAUGUAUAGCAGAUAAUAAUAACGAACGAAGAAAUAAUUGUUAUCGAAACGUGCUGCCGUCUAAACGCUAUAAUAUGAUAUCUCGACUUUUGUAGCUAUGUUACAUAUUCUGAAUUUGUUAUUCUGUACAACUGCUGUAUAAUAAAAUCAAAAUCAUGUUUCCACAA